This is a messenger RNA of Macroventuria anomochaeta, 1206 nucleotides long. RefSeq lists its product as uncharacterized. The transcript is spliced from 2 exons. Bases 1 to 1206 code for a protein of 401 amino acids. The record is from RefSeq and is a predicted model, not a curated record. Lineage: Eukaryota; Fungi; Ascomycota; Dothideomycetes; Pleosporales; Didymellaceae.
AUGUCCUCUCCGCCGCGGACGCCCACCCACAGGCCGGCAUCGUCCCACCGCCGACACCCCUCUAGCCUCGAUAUGGCACAUUCCAGACGACAGUCAUUCAACCGCCCCUCCUCCAGAUCCGGUUACUCGCCCAUAACACCACGCUCGUCGCACGAAUUUGAUCAUGGCAGUCCCGCGCAACACCUUGACGGAGCCAGGGAUAAUGGUGGGGGGUUGGGCAAUCUGGCGGACGAGCUGGGUGAAUGGGGCAGCGAGGACGAGGAGAUGGACAGCGAGUUUGGGGAAGAGCUGGAGCAGCCACAGGGAGACGCAACAAGUAUCGGCACAGCUGUAGAACACGACGGGUCAACGGGGGUUCAGGGUGUGGUCGAUUCGAAUGGGGUGAGGGAUAGUGGGGUUGCGUUGCAUAGCUCUCCUUCGACACAACCGAGAGCUACGCUGAGCCCAAGCGCGGCAAUCAAGUCAAAAAAACAUAACAGGCAACGGUCACUGUACGACGGGUCAGACUAUGGGGACGAUUCAGAUCUCGAGAACGAUGGCAUCACACCGGCCCUCGAGGCGCGCAUGGCAGCUGUCGAGAGUCUGGCACGGAGAGGCAUGGAAGAGAACGGCAGUGCGUCAGACGAAGUCGUUAAGCGCGUCACAGAACACCUGCGCGAUCUUGGGAGCCAAAUCGCCAUCGAGAACGGAGCAACACGUCUCAAAACCGCCCACGACUCACUAACAACCCACCUCACCCACCAAUCGCGCGUCCUCACCUCCCUAACUGCCUCCUUCACCGGCCCCCGCGCCAUAAUCCCCUCUCCAGACGCAAUCGAAGAGCUCCUCCCCCUCGUCGAACAAACCCUCCAAUCCCUCCCACACAGCUCCACGGACUCAAUAAUAUCCCUCUCUCACCUCACACUCUCGACACGCGAACUCCUCCAACACCUCUCCAACGUCAGCGACACACUGCACAUGUCACGUCAAACGACCACGAACGCGGCGCGAAGGUUGCGAACGAGUAAAGAGCAAUUACACGAAUGGAAGCGCGAGGCCGAACGCACAGCCGAAGGACGCGAAUUCAUCGAGCGCGGGGACUGGGACAGGCGACUACGCGAGCGCGAAGCGAAGCGGGCGUGCGGAGAAGUAAUGUCGGGGUUCGAGGAAGCAUGCGGACUGUGGAGGAAGAGGUUGUGUGAGGGGUUGGGUGUGGCUAGUGCGUAG